ACAUUAGUACCCUCAGUUGUGUUGCGAACUUUCACGUUUUAAGAUGAAAAUUUGUGCAAUUAUCUUGUUACUUGUGACUGCUGCAGAGUCUUUCUUAAAUUGUACCUACUCUCUGAAUCAUAUCACAUACCAAUGUGACUUAACAAUCAUCAAUCCAAAUGGAUUAAAUAACUUUACCGAAAUUGGAGGCGUUCAUCUGGAGAACUUCACAAAUGAUGAAGUAACAAGGCUCUUAGUCAUGCGUAACGCUGACAGUAUUAGCACCAAUGUACCGAGUAUCAUUUGUGCCACAUUUCCAAAUCUCGCCUGGAUUGAGCUAACUACCAUUGGACUGACUGAAAUCGGUGAUGAUGAUAUCGCUAGUUGUUCACAACUCGUUCGUCUUCGUUUGGGUUCCAACAACAUCAGAGCGAUUUCUGGAAACGCAUUGAUGAGACUGGCUGGUCUUGAGGAAAUUAGUUUCGGUCGCAAUAAUCUUACGACACUUCCGGAAAAUGUGUUUGUCAAUCAAAUAAAUCUGCAACGUUUGGACCUCCAAUUCAAUCCGUUGGACACCAUUCCUGACGGCCUUCUCCAACCUCUCGAAAAGCUUGAUACGUUUUUCAUCACAAGCAUUGAUGAGGUGAAGAGCCAAUGGUUUGUUAACACAAGACUACAGACUUUAUGGGUGACAGAUAGUAGAGUUGCUGCGUUACCCGACAGUUUUAUUGGAUUGGAAAAUGUACGAACAUUCCUUUUUAUUAACAACGAAAUCAGCGAGAUCCGAUCUGGCGGAUUCAGCGGACUAACAAAACUUGAAGUAUUAUACCUAAAUGGCAACAAGUUAACUGAACUCCAAGCAGACACAUUCUUAGGACUCAAAAAUUUGAUCCAUCUGUUCGUCAGCAAUAAUCCAAUCGAAUUAAUUAAUGAAAACGCUUUUCGAGGACUUGAUAGCCUGUCGACGCUAAACAUGGAAGUCUGUCGAUUACGCCAAAUUCAGUCAAAUUCGUUCCAUCAUCUGCCUAGACUGACUUCAAUCUCUCUAUCCAUCAACCAAAUUGAAGAACUUCCAGAAGGUGUUUUCAGCGCAUUCGAUCUACGAAGCAUUAGCGUAUCGCAGAAUCAGCUUCAAAGUCUCCACAGAAAUAGUUUCGGGUCAUUAAGGAAUUUAGACUGGUUUGCGGUGGGUUCGAAUAACAUCCAAGCAGUUAAUGCAACAAUCAUUGAUGAUGCCGUUCGGCUAAAUAAUUUUUUCUUCUUCGACAAUUCGUGUGCAAGUUUCAGUUCUAGAGACUUCGUAGCCAAUCGGACUGAACUGCUGCCGGAACUUAAGGAUUGUUUCGACAACUAUGAAACAUUAUUGAUACAACAACCGAUGGUAAUGGGGAAACAACAACCGUCUCUACAGUUAAAAAGAAGCGGGAGAGACCACAACCUAGGAUACUUGGUACACCCAGUGAAAUGAACAUCUAUUCUUAAGCUUAAUACAUUUUGUUUUCCCAAAUUAUUUGAUAGUGGUGGUGAUGGUGGUGAAGGUAUAAUAAAGAUUCGAUUGGUCAUUUAAA
Molecule: messenger RNA, 1547 nt
Organism: Bradysia coprophila
Lineage: Eukaryota; Metazoa; Arthropoda; Insecta; Diptera; Sciaridae
Biological process (GO): proteolysis
Molecular function (GO): serine-type endopeptidase activity; protein binding
Source: RefSeq, a predicted model, not a curated record